This is a messenger RNA of Cryptosporidium ubiquitum, 732 nucleotides long. RefSeq lists its product as uncharacterized. The record is from RefSeq and is a predicted model, not a curated record. NCBI's taxonomy places the organism in Eukaryota, Apicomplexa, Conoidasida, Eucoccidiorida, Cryptosporidiidae. The transcript is spliced from 2 exons. The coding region runs from base 1 to 732 and encodes 243 amino acids.
AUGGAAGGUUCAAAUAGUUGUGUAGAUGAAAAUGGGAAAACUCCGCACUUUUAUUACCAACGUUCUGUUAUACUUGAACAAGAAUUGAAAGAGUUUAAGUUAAAAUAUAUUAGGACUCAAAAUGAAAGUAAUAGAAAUAGGGAAAUUCUUCAAAACCAAAUUGAAAAAUUACUUACUAUUAACAGGAAACAGGAGUCUUUGCUCUUUGAAUUUGAACAAUAUAGACAAAUUUGUAGAACCGGAGUUGCAAUAAUUUGCAGAUUCUGUGGAUCAAUUGUUGAGAAUGAGGAAGUUAUGCAACAUCUCAUUGAUAGACAUUUAUUUGAAACGAUGGAAAACAAAACAUCGAAUCUAGAAUCAAAUCAAAUUUUUUUAAAGAAUCAACUCGGGAUAGAAAAUACAUUUGAAAGUAUUGGUUCAAAAUGUUUCGAAUUGAUUGCACAAGAUGCAAAUGAGGCAGAAAUGAUUAAUAUUAAUGUUUCAAAACCAAAUAAAAACGACAUUUUGGUUGAAAUUGUAGGAUUUUGUGACGAUAAAAAUGAUUUCUUAAUUUGUUCUACAGAUAGCUUAUUCAAACUACGUACGCAGAUUUCAAAGUUAUUUCCAGAAAUUCCUUUACCAAAAAUAAUAUAUAAAGAUCCUUUGAAUAUUCAAAGAUUUUUGAGGUAUAUAUUAAAUAUUAAAAAUUUGAGAGAAUCAUCCAUUGUUAAAUCAUUCCUAAAUAUAGAGUAA